AUGGCGCACUCUGACUGCAUAUGCUUCCCCAUCCAGAGGUUCCUGGCGUCCAUGCCACGAUCUCCUAUGCAUCGGAGGACUGACAUGUUAGAGCAACGGCAAAUGGCAAGUGUGGGAGAUGGGCAGUACAAAGAUGACGGCAAGCGGAAAUGUUUCGUGGUCAACGGCCGCUACCGCUGCCACAAUUUAGAGACGCACGGAUUUGCCCUCAUGCGACUGCCCCUGCAGCGAACACAAGGUCAUGACUUGUUCAACUACCUGGUAGCCAGCAAGGUCCUCUACCCUUUAGCGGAAGACGUCCUGCGACGAGCCUUUCCAUCUUCCACGAAGAUCUUGGUCUUCGAUCACAUUGCACGCAAUGACGCCCGCUACAAAAACGAGGCAGCUGCCGGUGAAGUGACGAAGAUGCUGGCUUCGUCCUAUGCCUUCGCUGCGCAUGGCGACUACACUGUGCGGUCAGGCUUCAGCCGAGCCAGAUCACUGCUAGAGCCUCAUGAGGACGAGGGCCGCAUUGAGGCUGCCAUUCAGCAGCGAUUCGCCUUCGUGAACGUGUGGCUUCCACUGAAGAAGGUGGAGCGAGAUCCUCUGGGCCUCAUAGAAUGGAGCAGCCAAAGACCUCAAGAUGUCGUAUCCAUAAAGUUCAUCUACCCGCAUCGUACCGGGGAGAUUUAUCGAGUGCUGCCAUCCGAUCAGCACAGAUGGGUCUACUACCCGGACAUGACUCCGGGCGAAUGUCUGAUUUUCAAAGUCUUCGAUUCUGCCACAGACGGGCGGUCUCGAUUCUCCUUGCAUGCCGCCUUUCAGGCCAGUCCGACUUGUGUUGUUUAG
Symbiodinium pilosum is the source of this 828-nucleotide messenger RNA. The record is from the annotation of a GenBank genome assembly. NCBI's taxonomy places the organism in Eukaryota, Dinophyceae, Suessiales, Symbiodiniaceae.